AGAUAAUCUGUAUUCAAAUCAAUGAUUGUAAAAUUGUAUCGAAUGUUGUAUCGGAAAAAUCAACAGUAAAGUAUUUUAUGCCAAAACUGUGAUUUAUUCGUGGUUCAACAAUUUUGUAUCGCUCAAAUCACCUAUCAUUUUGAUUCGCGGUAUCCAGUAUUUCCCGCCGGAGCUCCCCAUUAUUAUACAAUAAAGUUUCCUAAACCUUGCUUCCAAUCAUAGCAACCCACACGGAACCAUACACAUUACACACCCUGACUCAUAAACUACACGUACGCCUACGCUCCCUCGAUGUGUAUAUAAAUGGUGGAAGCAGGCAGCUGCCACCCUAAAAAAGCAGCAGCAGAGUACCUCUGUAAGGAGAGAGAGCAGAGAUCAUGACUCCUCCAAAGGAAACCACCAAGCCUCACCCAGAUUCCGACGAGUUCGAGUUCGGCCGCUUCCCGCCAGACUCACCCACCGGGCAGAGCACCGAUCAAUCCUCCUCACCGGCCGAUCACCUCUUCUCCAACGGCCGCCUCCUCCCUCAUUCCUUCCCACUACCAAUGCUUGUCCACAAUAACAAGAAGGAAUUUUUUCUCUCCCCGCCAUCUGAUCUCUCCCUCUUGUCCUCCAGAAGCAACAGUGUGAGCAGCAGCAGCAGUGUCACUACCGCCAGGUCAUCAUUAUCCACGUCAUCGUCGUCGUCAUCAUCGGAUCACAACAGGAGACUGGUGUCAUCUUCGAAACUUGCCGGCCGGAAACAGAGUACUACUGCUACUACAAGUACUCCGGUGGCGAGCAAAGUGGUGAUGGCCCAGCUCUACGGCGAUUCGUCCCAGAGGUGGCAGCAUCUUGUGCCACCGUUGAGGAGCCGCAGCGGUAGGGUUGUUGGGAAAGGAGGGAAAUCCCCGCCGGCGAGGAAGAAGAAGCAGCCGGCUGGCAGCAGUGGUGGCGGUGGUGAUGGGUUCUGCCGGAGACUUCUGCGGUGGUUGUUAGUGGCGUGUAGGGAAUGCCAUGCUCUGGAACCUUCACCGUCACGUAGUUGAAGAAAUUUGUUGUUUACUUGUUUUAAUGUCGCUGUGGUGGUGGCGGUUUCUUUCAGUUGGGAGAACUUGUAAACAGAGUUACCUCUGAUUGAGAAGGUUUUUGGCUUUUGUGUUGUGAUCUGAUUGUAAAACAAAGGGGAAACAAAUACAAUUUGCUUUUGAUUUUUCUUUACCCCUCAAGUUGAUGUGGGAAGUUUGCCAGUGGUUGCUUUAGAAUGAAGUAACUAAAACGAUUAGUUUCAA
Molecule: messenger RNA, 1271 nt
Organism: Linum trigynum
Lineage: Eukaryota; Viridiplantae; Streptophyta; Magnoliopsida; Malpighiales; Linaceae
Source: the annotation of a GenBank genome assembly